Messenger RNA from Heterobasidion irregulare TC 32-1, 1491 nucleotides. RefSeq lists its product as uncharacterized. The record is from RefSeq and is a predicted model, not a curated record. The transcript has 4 exons. Bases 1 to 1491 code for a protein of 496 amino acids. Lineage: Eukaryota; Fungi; Basidiomycota; Agaricomycetes; Russulales; Bondarzewiaceae.
AUGAACUUUCCGUCUUCCACGCCUUUUCCCAUCCAAACAUUCCAGUCGACGGGCGACGGGCCGUCUCCUCGUGCACUCCUCAAUUUUCUCCGGAACCUCAUCUCUGAGAACCUCCAUGACGGCCGUGUGGAGCAAAUACCGAACGAGAAGCACACAUGGGUGACGGUCAUCGCGGGUCUCUCGGACUAUCUCCUAUCGUCCUUUCCGUCGUCGCGCGAGGGCGCUUGGGCCGUCUUGCACGAGAAGAUCACGUUAGUGGACACGACGCUCGAGGUCAUCCACCGCGUCCUGUCCAAAGUCGAUGGCGUGUGGUCGAGCUCUGGAGAGACGGCGGAGAAGGCGGUUUUCAGGCUGAUCGGGAUUUGUGGUGUGUUGGACACCCGGGACGACGCGGAUAUGCAGGAGGAGGGCGUGCUGUCCCCGCGACAGCUGAGGGAACGGACAUUCGCGGGUACUCUGGAGCUGAUCAGGUACCUCGGGAAUGUCGAUCACGUCACGCGAGGAGCGGAGAGUCGGUCAUGGGAGACGGCGAGGGAGAUCAUAACGGAGUGCAUCAAGACCAGCGAGGAGCUACUCAAUGCCGCGGCGACCUUGACAUUUCCGACAUAUGUGUCGCUUUCCCGCACGCCGCGCAUCGCGUCGGGCCUUGAGUCGGAGGACCGCACGCAGGAGGACGCUACCAACAAAACGUGCACAAUCUGUCUCGAGAAGCCGUCCCACGUCUCGAGCGUCCUAUGUCUUCUCUUGAAUAUCGUCGUCCAUGCGCUCUCGCCUCCGGUGCCCUCGCACGCGUUCCUUGCGGACCUGGUACCACGGACGACGGCGCUCAUACGAUCGCUCUUCAACGCGUUGUAUUUCGGUCAGAUGCCACUGCCCUCGGCAAAGAGGGCCCAAUACAUGAGCAGUGUCCUUUCCUCUGCGAACCUGCUUCGGCCUGUGUGCGACUUUACGAGUUUUGAGGACACGUUUGGAGACAUGGCAUCGCGCCUGCUUCUGUGGAGGCUGGGGGAGACCUCGCAGGACUGUCAGCAGGCCGUCGAUGACGUCCUCCUCACAGUCUUCAAAUCCCCGCUUUCCGUACCGUUCGUGAAGUCUAAUGCUCUUGCAGUUUUGAAGUCAUUGUCGUCUGGUGGAGUUUCAAAUGACGACAGUCUCAUCGUGGCUACCGCAUACUUGUCUUAUCUCCUGAAGCCACUCGACGUCACGACUCUCGACCUCAUCAGGGCCACCAUACCGGACAAUGCACAGCCAGACUCUGUCAUCGCCUUUCUUCAAGACGUCGACAGCGAACUUGUUGCGCGCCAACCACCGGACAAUGAUGCUAUGGAUGUUGACGAGCAGCCACAACCGUUUAUAUCAUGGCAGGAUACAAUACGAGCAAUUGCACAGACCGUCAUACCACUGGAUGAUUUUCAGCCAGAGGCUCCCAUCUCGGACUUCAAGUUUGCAAAGCAGAUACUGGAGUAUCUGAAAACGCAGCUCACAGGGUAA